AUGCAUAUUUCUUCUAUAUAUAGAAUUCACAAAAUAAAUAAACUUCAUAGAACAAUGAACAUGAACAUGAACAUGAACACAAACUUCCAUGGAGAACCAAUUCACAUUGCAGUUGUUUCAGGUGUUGGGUACAGCCAUUUAGUCCCUAUUCUUCAUUUCUCUAACAUUCUUGUUAACCUUCAUCCAUACAUUCAUGUCACAUGUCUCAUUCCCUCACUUGGGUCUCCCCCAAAUUCCUCAAAAUCCAUCCUUCAAACUCUUCCAUCAAACAUCAACUACACUUUUCUUCCACCAGUUCACCCCAAUGACCUACCACAAGGACUCCCCUUAGAAAUGCAAAUUGAACACACAGUCACUCAUUCAUUGCCAUCUAUACAUAAAGCCUUGAAAUCCUUAACUUUAAGGACACCCUUUGUGGCCAUGAUUGCUGACUCUUUUGUUGUUGAAGCAUUAGAGUUUGCUAAGGAAUUCAACAUGUUGUCAUAUAUAUACUACCCUGCAUCAGCUACUACACUCUCUUUGAACCUCUAUUUGCCUAAGUUGGAUGCAGAAACAUCAUGUGAGUAUAAAGACAUACAAAAGCCUAUUCAAAUACCAGGUUGUAUACCACUCCAUGGCAGAGAUCUUUCAACCACAAUUCAAGAUAGAUCAAGUCAACUUUAUAAAUUUAAACUCCAACGUGUAAAAAAAUUCCAUUUUGUUGAUGGGAUUUUUGUUAAUAGCUUCUUAGAAAUGGAAAUGGGUCCUAUAAAAACAUUGACACAAGAAGGAAGUGGUAACCCUGUUGUGUAUCCUGUUGGACCCAUUAUCCAACAGGAUACGCAACAUGGUAAUAACAUAGAGUGUUCGGCAUGGUUAGAUAAACAAAAACCUCGUUCGGUUUUGUUUGUGUCUUUUGGAAGUGGUGGUACACUUUCACAAGAACAAAUUUUUGAGCUAGCUUUGGGUUUGGAAUUGAGUAAUCAUAAAUUCUUAUGGGUUGUAAGAGCACCAAGUAGUAGAUCAAAAAGUGCUGCAUAUCUUUCUGCACAAAAUGAUGGUAUUGACCCUUCAGAGUUUUUACCAUAUGGGUUCUUGGAGAGAACCAAGGAGAAAGGUUUGGUCAUUACAUCAUGGGCACCUCAGAUUCAAAUCCUUAGUCACAGUUCAGUUGGUGGGUUUUUGAGUCACUGUGGUUGGAAUUCAACGCUUGAGAGUGCGAUGCACGGUGUGCCGCUAAUCACAUGGCCUCUGUUUGCAGAGCAGAGAAUGAAUGCUGUUUUGUUGAAUGAGGGGCUAAAAGUAGGAUUGAGGCCAAAAGUUAAUGAAAAUGGCAUUGUGGAAAAGAUAGAAGUUGCUGAAGUGAUCAAGUGUUUCAUGAAAGAUGAGAAAUUGCGCAAUAAUAUGAAGAAAUUAAAAGAAGCUGCUACCAAUGCACUCAAAGAAAAUGGAUCUUCUAUAAAGAUUCUUUCUCAAUUAACACUCAAGUGGAGAAAUUUGGCAAAGGAAACUAACUUCAAGGAAUGUUUUACUGAGAUUGUUGUUUUUUAACCAUUCUAAUAUUAUGUCUAUGUUAGACAUAAGUCCAAGUUAAUUUAUGUAAUUGUAUGUUGUGUCUUUAAACAGAAUAAGGAUGAGAAAACAUAUCUCAUUCGGUUGUUUUAUGUUGGUAGAGACUAAACUCUUUAAUUCGUAGAGGUUAAGCAUAAACUACCAAAAUAAGCAUGCUAUAAAACAUUCAAAUUCAAUAGGGAUGGUUUUCA
Messenger RNA from Cicer arietinum (chickpea), 1742 nucleotides. RefSeq names its product hydroquinone glucosyltransferase. The record is from RefSeq and is a predicted model, not a curated record. Lineage: Eukaryota; Viridiplantae; Streptophyta; Magnoliopsida; Fabales; Fabaceae. Gene Ontology annotation, molecular function: UDP-glycosyltransferase activity.